GAUGGAUUUCCUAAACUGGUCAUACUGCCACCGAAAACCUCAUUUUGGCUCAAGUUUAUUAUUAUUGUUAUUAUUCCGAGGCUUUUAUAACAUUAAAAUCCCAAAAUACCAACUAUUCUGAGCUUGGAAGAACUCUACCAUCUGUUGGGCAUCUAGUGGCAUACUGACAUUUGGGUAAAACUCUGGGAAAACGGCAACAACAUGAACUUCUUGCGGCAAACUUUCGGCAUUACGAAACAAUUGACGACGCUGGCCAUCCAAAGCAGCUAUGAGACCGCCAUGCGCGGCAUGGCCUCCCUGCAGCAAAUGCACCGCGCCGGACCCCAUAUCAAGACGCGUCCGCCCCGCCAGCCGCUGGAUGGCAAACCAUUUGCCAAGGGCGUCGUCCUCAAGACACUGAUCAAGAAGCCAAAGAAACCCAAUUCGGCGAACCGCAAGUGCGUGCUGGUGCGCCUGUCCACCGGCAAGGAGAUGGUGGCCUACAUACCCGGCAUUGGACACAAUCUGCAGGAGCACAACAUCGUUCUGUGUCGUGUGGGACGCCUGCAGGAUGUGCCCGGCGUCAAGCUGAAGGCAGUGCGUGGAGUCUAUGACUUGGCGCAUGUCAUCAAGAAGACGCAGUAGUAAGCUAGACUCUAUCCUUCUUCUGAUCCUGCUCCUGCUCCCAAGUCACCUUGUACCAUAGACAAUAAAUGCGUAACCACAA
Drosophila kikkawai is the source of this 706-nucleotide messenger RNA. RefSeq names its product technical knockout (gene tko). Gene Ontology annotation, molecular function: structural constituent of ribosome. Gene Ontology annotation, biological process: translation. Gene Ontology annotation, cellular component: small ribosomal subunit; ribosome. The record is from RefSeq and is a predicted model, not a curated record. NCBI's taxonomy places the organism in Eukaryota, Metazoa, Arthropoda, Insecta, Diptera, Drosophilidae.